Messenger RNA from Dioscorea cayenensis subsp. rotundata (Guinea yam), 958 nucleotides. Its product is annotated as geraniol 8-hydroxylase-like. Gene Ontology annotation, molecular function: monooxygenase activity; heme binding; iron ion binding. The record is from RefSeq and is a predicted model, not a curated record. NCBI's taxonomy places the organism in Eukaryota, Viridiplantae, Streptophyta, Magnoliopsida, Dioscoreales, Dioscoreaceae.
AUGGUGGAAGAGGCUGGACAACCAAACGUAGAUUUCUUUCCUUGGUUAAGAGUGCUGGACCUUUUGGGAGGAAGGCGGCGUGUCACGGCUAAGCUCAAGAAGAUUCAUGCAGUGUUUGAUGAACAGAUAGAUCGGCGCUUAACUGCUACGAAAGAAGGGGAAGGAAGGACACAUGAUGAUUUUUUGGAUUCUCUCCUUCAUGGUUUCAAGCUUGAUAGACCCACUAUGAAAGCUUUGUUUACCAUGCGAUCAUCUCAACUUCGUUUUCUUGAGCAGCUUGCUAAAGUAGUAUUCUUGUUUUGGCAGGAUUUAUUUGCUGCGGAGAUUGAUACAAGCUCAAUCACUGUGGAGUGGGCUAUGGCAGAGCUGAAUAAGAACAUUAAGGCUAUGGAGCGAGCAGUCGAGAUAGCUGCUGUUAUAGGGACAAAAAAGGAAGUUGUGGAAUCGGACAUUGAAAAGCUUCCUUAUUUACAAGCAGUGGUGAAAAAGACCCUCCGAUUGCACCCACCUGCGCCCUUGUUGCUACCUCGCACGACGCAGUCGAGUGUGGAAUUUGGGCAGUACUUGGUGCCAAAAGGAGCGCGUCUUUUGGUGAACGCAUGGGCCAUCGGCGGAGAUGCCACGCUGUGGUCCGACCCGGACGUGUUCAUUCCUGAGAGGAUUUUAGACAAGGAGAUCGAUUUCAAAGGACGAGACUUUGAGUUCAUACCCUUCGGAGUAGAACGCCGGAUGUGCGUGGGGAUCUCACUAGCCUUUCGAAUGGUGCACCUAAUGCUUGCUUCACUGCUUGUGAACUUUGAUUGGAAGCUACCUGAUGGUAUGGAACUAGAGAGUCUGGACAUGAGCGAGGCGUUUGGACUCAGCUUGGCUAUGUCCAUUCCUUUGCGUGCCAUCCCAAGUGUCAACUAGUUCCCAAUUGCUAACGAUUAUACUCCAACUAAAUCUUAUUUCUUUUUUU